AUGUCCUUAAACUCGCAAAACAAAGGCACCGGCAUCUUCCGUCGGAAAGAUCCGUCCAUUGCUCCUGGCAAUGGUUUCGACCACAAUAAAAAACGCAAUAACGAGUCGAACCUCCCCGCUCCUGGCGGUUUCCACGAUGCUCCUGUCAUCAUCCCCAGCUACAAUAAAAAACGCAACAACUGGCCGGGCUCCUCGGCUGCUCCUGGCGCCUCCUCCCCUGCCCCUGGCAACCGUAUGUCCACUACUGUCCUUGGCGGCUUUGGCGCUCCUGGCAUCGAUCCCGACUACAAUAAAAAACGGAGUACCUGGUUGGGUAAUCGGAAUGGAAACACGGGCUAUGAUGAAAAGCGCAAUAACGGGCCCAACAACGGUGUUCAAUCGGGGAAUAUUCAUGACAAUCACCCUCUCCGUGGCAACAAUAACUGUCAAGUAUCUAUUUCUGCUUAUGGUCCCAGCAUGCAAAUCACUGGUGCUAACGUCGUUCAGCGCAACAACGGUCCUCACCGUGGCAAUCGAACCCAAAAUCAACAAUGGAAUAAUCAACGGGCAAAUCAAAGCCGUCAACGCGGGGCUACUCAGGAUCAAGAUGUCGAUAUGGAUCGUGCUGUGAACAACAAUCAAAGCCGAAACUCCAACAAAAGUCGCCACUCCAAUCAAGGCCGCAACUACAACCAAGGCCCAAGAAACUACAAUCAGGCUCCACGGAACUUUCUCCAAGUUAACAACUAUCAUCACCUGAAUCAAAACUACAACCGAGGCAAUUAUCAACGGGGCAAUCGUCAAAACUACAACAACGCCGUAAGUAGCAAUCCCCGCCGUAAUAAAAACGAUGAAGCCAUGUUCGACUCCAGAGAUGCCUCGAAAGAUGACUCCUCCGGUGACUCAUCUGGAGAUGAAAGCAUGCCUGAUGCACCUGAGCCCGGAUCUAGAGGCAAACAGAAACACAUAGCUAACAAACCCAACCAGCCCAAGAAGUUCCAACGCGCAUUCCGGGACAUCGGUCUCGACAUUGACAUGCCCGAUGCACCAUCUGAUGAACCAGUAAGCAUGAAACCCCAAGCCAAUAUCUUCUUCGGUCAACCGUCGUUACAGUUUCCUGACUACCUAAAGAGUGAUAUCGAAAUGGUCGACGCACCACCCUUCAUCAUUUACGACCCCAGAACCAAAGCUUUCACUCAAGGUGCUCAUGCCCUCCAAAAAAUCAGGCGCACAAAUUGA
Messenger RNA from Penicillium antarcticum, 1218 nucleotides. RefSeq lists its product as uncharacterized. The coding region runs from base 1 to 1218 and encodes 405 amino acids. NCBI's taxonomy places the organism in Eukaryota, Fungi, Ascomycota, Eurotiomycetes, Eurotiales, Aspergillaceae. The transcript has 4 exons. The record is from RefSeq and is a predicted model, not a curated record.